AUGGUCCAGGACACUCUUCCUGCAUUUGAGGUCGGCAUACACGACGCGCGCCUAGCCAUAGUGGCCCUCAGGCGAGCUUCUGGGAUUGGCGACAGCGGCUUGCAGUCAAGCAGCGAGGAGGAGCCCGCCGCUGGUGAUUUCACUGGAUCGACGGCGCUCUGUGUCGCAGCUUCAGGGGCCCAGCAGCGGAAGGGCACCCAGGAAAUCUCGCUUGUUUGUGAACAUCAUGGGAAUGUCUCACUGUCCACAGACAGCCUGGACUCAUUCUCCGGCAACGCCUUUGCCGAGACUUUGAGGCAUCUCAUUAUCUGGAGUCAGACUGUGUUUGAGUCCUUACGCGUCUCCAUGUUGUUCGCCCGAUGUCCAACACUCUGA
This is a messenger RNA of Diaporthe amygdali, 375 nucleotides long. RefSeq lists its product as uncharacterized. The transcript has 3 exons. NCBI's taxonomy places the organism in Eukaryota, Fungi, Ascomycota, Sordariomycetes, Diaporthales, Diaporthaceae. Bases 1 to 375 code for a protein of 124 amino acids. The record is from RefSeq and is a predicted model, not a curated record.